Molecule: messenger RNA, 1315 nt
Organism: Prorocentrum cordatum
Lineage: Eukaryota; Dinophyceae; Prorocentrales; Prorocentraceae
Source: the annotation of a GenBank genome assembly
CCUGCACGGCGGCUGCCUGCCGCCGCCGGCGCUGCCGCUCCGUGGCGGCGCGGCGCGUUGCGCCCGCCUGCGCGCCUCCCUGGGGCGCCUGCGGUCGGCGCUGCAGGCCGCCCCAGAGGACGUGCGCCGCAGGUGGAUCCAGGGGCUGCAGCCGCGCGUGCGCGGCGCCCUCCUCCAGUUCAUGGAGGCAUGCCCCUCGCCGGCGCGGACCCCGUGCCCGCGCGGCGAGGAACUCGCCCAGGGCGGCGCGGCGUCCGCCGGGGCCGCUGCCGCGAGGGCGCCCCCGCGGAAGCCCGCCGCGGCGAAGGCGGUGGCCGGCCUGCAAAGAGGCCGGCGGGGCCUCUACCGCGCAAAGAUCUGCAUCGGGCAUUUGAGCAUCUACAGCUGCUACGCGCCGCUGGAGGACGCCUGCGAGCACCGUAGGGGCCUCGAGCGUCUCCGGCGCGCGGUCGAGAGGCGUCUAGGCGGCGCCUCCGUCGCGGGCCGGGACGUGGACCUGCGGCACGCCUUCGCCGCCUCCGUGCACGACCCGGACCAGGGGCACGCCGGUGGCGACGGCAUCCGCGCGCACGUCAGCUUGCACGUGUCGAAGUGGUUGGGCAGCACCCACGUCACUUCGCCAGUGCUCGAGGUGGACGAGGCCAUGGCGCUCCGCGACCGCCUGCUCGGCGCGAGGGAUACCGGCUGGGCGGCCUUCCGCGAGGUGUGGAUCGAGCUCCUCCAGCACGAGCGGCACCCCCCGCGGCUGCGGAGGUCCCGCGCCGAGGCCGAGGACUACGCAGACCGCACCUUCGCCCGGCGCGCGGCCGCCGCUCCGGGGGGCCGCGGCGCGGCGCCUGGCACCGCGAAGCGCCGGUCCUGCCACGCUUCGCUGCAGGCGCCAGCCGUGUGCCCACGUGCGAAGCUGUCGGCGAGGCAGGCGGACUUGCCCAGGCUGGAGAGGCGGUUCUUGCGCCACGCCAGCGGCGCGGGUCAGGCGCUGCUGGCGGGCGACCGCGGGACCGCCCCCCCCGCGGCGAGGCGCCCACGCUGGGCCGCCAUGGCGGCUGCGCUCGAGAGGGCCGGACAAAGACGCUGCUCCGCGCCCUGGCUCUUGACGGCUUGCCGCGCGCAGUGGUGAAGGGGCGCACCCGCCCUGCAACCGUCGCUCUGUCCUCUGCUCUCCCGGUCCGCGCGCAACGCUCUCGGAAAAGCGUGAGGGCACCAGUCGAGCAGUCACACGUUGCAUCAACAUCAUGUGUCGGAGGUCCACGCGGAUUUCCUAGGUCGGCGCUGGACCACGCUCGGCGCACUCCGCGCGACGGGGGAGGUGGGC